Messenger RNA from Triplophysa rosa, 2647 nucleotides. RefSeq names its product serine active site containing 1 (gene serac1). The record is from RefSeq and is a predicted model, not a curated record. The coding region runs from base 1 to 2025 and encodes 674 amino acids. The transcript has 16 exons. NCBI's taxonomy places the organism in Eukaryota, Metazoa, Chordata, Actinopteri, Cypriniformes, Nemacheilidae.
AUGUGCGUUCUUGUCGGAUAUCUGCGAGUAAAGCCGCAAAUGUCGGCGUCUGCACUACGACUGAUCCGCUGCCGCAGGCUGAGCAGCACCAGCGGACCCGCUGUGAGGAGACCGCUACCAUGGAAGGACCUCCGAAAAAUGGCAAAGGUCACUGGUGCAGUAAUUUUGGGGGGAUUUGUUUUCAUCACAUAUGAAGUGGUUACGCUGAAGCAGGCCGUCACUAUCGACACAAGUGCCAUUCUACAGGAGAAACACAAGUCCUACAUCUACCUGACUCAUGCCACCAAUAGAGAACAGGAGAGUCUUGCUUCUGGGCUCACUAACAAAACCAGAAAAGAGCUUCAUAAAGCAGUUAGAAAGUUUCUUGAAAUUUCAUCCAGAGUUAUGCUCCGCCCCCUGGACGAGCAUCUAAGUCAUCUGGACGCAGACCCUCAUGAAUAUGCCCUUUGGAUCCUGUUGAAAAGAACCUGCUCUGCCGACCGGGCCAUGAGACAACAGGCGGUGCAGGACCUGGCCCAGAAUCACCACUGGAAGGAUUAUCAGUACCAGACAGCAGCACAGGUGGUCGAUCAACGCACAGCUGUGGGUCUCGCCCGCAUCCCUAAUGUGGACCUGCGCUUCUUUCUUCCUCCUCCUGCACUGCCACACAAAGAGGAUGAUAUAUCAAUAGAAGACAGCCUUAGACAGUUGCUUGCUUCUUUACCCCAGUCGGAGGUGGAUCAGUGCGUGCAGUACUUUACCUCGCUGGCACUUAGAGAAAGCAGCCAGUCACUGGCCUCCCAAAGGGGGGGGCUGUGGUGUUUUGGAGGAAAUGGGUUGCCCUACGCUCAAAGCUUGACUUCCACCCCCUCAGAAAAGGUGGAGACUUUCUGCCUGCAGGCUCUGGUGCAGCACUCAACGGUCCCCAGUCAUUGUGACCACAUUGUUGCCAAUGGAGGAUUGCAGCUUUUACAGAGAGUCUACCAGCUUCGCCGAGACUCUCCCAAGAUUCAGCGUAACAUUGUGCGAAUUAUUGGAAAUCUUGCCUUGAAUGAUAGCUUGCAUACCGCUAUAGUACAGUCAGGUUGGAUAUCUGCCCUAGCUGAGAUGAUCCAAUCACCACACAUCAUGCAGGCAUCUCACGCUGCCCGUGCAUUGGCCAACCUGGACCGAGAUGCAGUAAGAGAGAAGUACCAAGAUGGCGUUUAUAUCUUGCAUCCGCAGUGCCGUACAAACCAGCCAAUCAAAGCUGACAUCCUUUUUGUGCAUGGCCUGCUGGGAGCAGCGUUUAAGACAUGGCGUCAAAAAGACUGUGAUAUUACAGGUGAUGAUGACAAGACCUCAGAAGGGAUCCGAGACGACUACACUGAAUGCUGGCCCAAGUCAUGGUUGGCUGCAGACUGUCCAAACCUCAGAAUCCUAUCAGUGGAGUAUGACACGCAUUUAAGUGACUGGAAGGCGAAGUGUCCUGCCGAAAACCAAAGAAAGUCAUUGGCCUACAGGAGUCAGGAGCUGCUGAGGAAAUUGAAGGAUGCGGGUGUAGGUGACAGGCCUGUGGUUUGGGUAGCCCACAGUAUGGGAGGUUUACUCGUGAAAAAGAUGCUUUUAGAUGCCUCAAAAGAUCCUGACCUCAGUGCGCUGAUCAAGAACACUAAAGGAAUUCUGUUUUACAGCGUUCCUCACCACGGCACGUUCAUGGCAGAGUAUUCUGUCAACGUUCGAUACCUUCUGUUUCCCUCUAUAGAAGUCAGAGAACUAUGUAAAGACUCUCCAGCGUUGCGAGACCUGAACGAAAAUUUUCUUAACAUUGCAAAAGAACAAGAGUUUAAAGUUCUUAGCUUUGCAGAAUCACUGCCUACCUACAUUGGGCCAAUGCUCAAAAUAUUGGUUGUUCCAUCUCAAUCGGCAGAGCUUGGAAUUGGGGACCUCAUCCAGGUGAAUGUAGAGCACCUAAACAUCUGCAAACCAGAAAAUAAGAAUUCCUUUCUCUACAAACGUAGUUUACAGUUUAUUCAGGAUGCUCUUGGAGGACAGAGAAUGAAGUAAAGUAAAGUGUAAGUUAAGUUAGUGCCAACAGUGCUUAACUGAUCUCUUGCCAUGUUGUAGUCUGCCUCUUGAGGAUUUAACCAUUACAUUUUAAAGAUAGUGUUAUUUAUAUAAGAACUGGAGAAGGAAUUCAGGUUUUUUUUUUUUAGAUUUUUGACAGAAUCAUGAUGUUUUAACAUUCUGCUGUAAAAUGAAAACUCCACAACCUUUUCCGGUUCAGUCUUGCAAAUAUUUAUGUUUAGAAACUUUUGUUUUACCUUUUAAUGUAAUAGGCCUAGUGUGUUUUGCUUACCUCACCUUUGCAUUGGAAUCUAAUGGAGUACAAUGUACUGUACUUCUGAAGGAAACAUUUAGCAUUUAUUUUUAACUAUAUGUUGUAUAUGUUGUUGAGCAUCAAGUUACGUUAUCUUACGUCAAUGCACAGUUUAAACGACAUAAUAAGUUAGUUUUAUUUAAAUUAUUUGUUCUUUAUAUUAUUAGUAACAAGCACAGGAUGGUACUGAUGUUGGCUGUAAUUUGCAAUAUUUUUAUACUAAUGUUGUAGGACCAUACUACUUUGUUGGUGUUUCUCUCACACAAUUUUGCCAAAUCGUUUUCCAAAUCGUUAAAUAAAGUUCCAUUC